AGAAUAAGCCGGCACUGUUUCUCUUUCUAUAUAGAUGCAUGUGUAUACAUGUACACUGUAUGAUUCAUUUGCAUUUUCCAAUCACCCUCCUUUUAACUCUAUCUCCUUUUCUCUGAAAACUUACUUCAGCUUCCCCAUGGGAGAAACUCAAGAAGUGCAACACCCCCACGAAACUAGUUUCACCAUCCACAUGGGAGAAUCUCAAGAAGUACAACUUAGCAAAAUUGGAUGUAAAUUGCCGAACCAGACAUAACAAUGGUGCCAGCAGAGUCCAGACAAAACUCAAGCAACAAGAAACAGAAUAACGUGAUAAUCUAUGUCACUGUCCACAGUGUAGUUGGUACCUUAGUUGUAAAAGAGGUAAAGCCACCUAGGCUGAGAUGGUGUGGAUGAUGGAGUUUUUUCCGUGAAGGUCUAGUUUCUGAGCUGUAUCAAUAUAUACUCUCCCCCACAAAACAAAAUUAAAGAACAAUAUCAUCCACUGAUUGAAACAGGAAGAAAAAGGUGAUACUUUUAUAGUUACUCAUCAAGCCAGAAAACAAAAACAAAAGAACAUUUUCUACUGAUAGAGUCUUAGCUUGGGGAUAGAGAUGCAAGACAUCCAAUUAUGUAUAUCAAUGAAGAUAUUCAACAAUAACAGUAAUAACAGAAGAAGAAGACGCAGAAGAAGAAGAAGAAAAACUUAUUCACAAAUAAAGCAACUUUACUUCUGAGGAAGUGAGUUCUUAAGUAAAUCAGAAAAGCUAAUGGAGUGCAAGAAACAAAUUCCUUGGAGGGCAAUAAAUUUGGUGGUCCAAUGAAUGAGUCGAUGACGAUGAGUAAGAAAAAAGUAUAUUACCGUUGGUUCAGAAUAGCCAUACAUUCUGCACUUAUGUUGGUGAGUUCAUCAGCUGCAAUACUCCUUGGAAGAUUGUACUAUGAAAAGGGUGGGAAGAGUAAGUGGAUGGGAACACUUGUUCAACUUUGUGGUUUCCCUAUUAUGCUUCCUUAUUACUUCAUCACAGCACCCAAAAAUUUGACCACAAACAGUAGCAUUCAUCCAAAUCAGCCAUCUGCUUCAAUGCUAGCAUUUGUGUAUGUCUCAAUUGGCCUACUUUUGGCAUUCGAUUGUUAUUUAUAUGCAAUUGGGUUAUGGUACCUUCCUGUCUCAACCUAUUCUCUCAUUUGCUCAUCCCAGUUGGCUUUUAAUGCUUUCUUCUCAUACUUCCUCAACUCACUCAAGUUCACACCUUACAUAGUAAACUCUUUAGUCCUUCUCACCAUUUCCGCUACCCUUCUUGUAUUUCAAAACGAGUCAUCAUCAGAUAAUUCAGACUCCACACAAACGUCCAAGAAAAAGUAUGUGAUUGGAUUCAUAUGCACUGUUGGUGCAUCAGCAGGGUAUGGACUGUGGCUUUCCCUCACACAGUUGGUGUUCAAGAAGGUCAUGAAAAGGGAAACAUUCAAAGUGGUGAUCGACAUGAUAAUGUACACGUCUCUUGUAGCUACCUGUGUUACUGUAGUGGGACUUUUUGCUAGUGGUGAAUGGAAUGGUUUGAGGAAUGAAAUGAAUGAGUAUGAGUUGGGGAGGGUUUCAUAUGUGUUGAACCUCACUUUCACAGCCACACUUUGGCAACUCUUUACAAUUGGUUGUUUUGGACUCAUCACAGAGGUUUCUUCCCUCUUCUCAAAUGCCAUAAGCGCUUUGGGUGUGCCUAUUGUUCCAAUGUUGGCUGUGGUAGUCUUUCAUGACAAAAUGCAUGGUAUUAAGGCCAUCUCUAUGGUGCUUGCUAUUUGGGGCAUUAUAUCAUAUGUGUAUCAACAGUACAUUGAUGAUACCACGUCCGAAAACACAGUCACUAGUCACGUUCCAAUAGCUUCUGUACCCCAAGAAGAGGUUCAUAGAUAAGUUAGGUAGCCUUUUUAAGUCAUCAAUUUUGAGACUUAGAAACACUGUCCCUCUUUGUAUUACAGAUUUUCAACACUUAUAAAUAUGCAUAUAUUUCAUAUCAGUAA
Vigna unguiculata (cowpea) is the source of this 1995-nucleotide messenger RNA. RefSeq names its product purine permease 21-like. The record is from RefSeq and is a predicted model, not a curated record. NCBI's taxonomy places the organism in Eukaryota, Viridiplantae, Streptophyta, Magnoliopsida, Fabales, Fabaceae. Gene Ontology annotation, molecular function: purine nucleoside transmembrane transporter activity. Gene Ontology annotation, cellular component: membrane.